AUGGGCAACCUCACCGUCUUCACAGAAUUCCUCCUCAUGGACGUCGCAGGCUCCCGGGAGCUCCAGGUUCUGCAAGGGGUGCUGUUCUUACUGAUCUAUCUGGGAGCGUUGACAGGGAAUCUUGUAACAGUCACUGUCAUCAUAACAGACGCACGUCUGCACUCUCCCAUGUACUUUUUCAUAAGCAACGUGGCCCUCCUAGACCUCGGCAGCAUCUCAGUGGUUGGUCCCAGAGCGAUCGUGAAUUCCAUGACAGGCAGUAAGACGAUCUCCCUAACAGAGUGCGCUGAGCAGAUUUUCCUGUUUACAAUGUUCGCAGCUACAGAGGUUGGAUUCCUGGUCGUCAUGUCCUAUGACCGCUACGUGGCCAUCUGCCGCCCUCUGCACUAUGGGCUCACCAUCACCCCUACUCUGUGUGCCCAGGCCGCAGCUGGCUCCUGGGCCUCUGGCCUGGUCUACUCUGCUAUGCACACAGGGGCUCUGUUCUGGCUGCCCUUCACCAAGACCAAUGUGAUCCAGCAAUAUUUCUGUGACAUUCCUCAAGUUCUGAGGAUUUCAUCUCCAGAUGUCCAGCUUUCUGAAUUUGUAAUCAUUGUUAUCUGUGUUUGCCUUGAUUUAUCAUGUAAUGCUUUUAUAUUUAUUUCAUACAUAAAUAUAUUUUUAACUGUGCUUAAGAUUCGUUCGGUGGAAGCACGUAACAAAGCCAUAUCCACCUGCACCCCACAGUUCACCAUUAUCCUUUUGUUUAUCAUUUCUGGGUCAGUGGCUACCUUAGUUCCCACUACAAAGAAACCAUCCCUAAAAAAUUUGUUGACUGCCAUGUUCUACACCAUGGUCCCCCCAUUCGUGAACCCCAUCAUCUACUGUCUGCGCAACAGGGAGAUCAACACUGCCCUGGGCAGAAUGUUCAGCAGAUGCUCUCAGAUCCCAGUCAUGGGUUUUCUAGAAUAA
Messenger RNA from Octodon degus (degu), 951 nucleotides. Its product is annotated as olfactory receptor 14I1-like. The transcript has a single exon. NCBI's taxonomy places the organism in Eukaryota, Metazoa, Chordata, Mammalia, Rodentia, Octodontidae. Gene Ontology annotation, cellular component: membrane. The coding region runs from base 1 to 951 and encodes 316 amino acids. Gene Ontology annotation, molecular function: G protein-coupled receptor activity; olfactory receptor activity; odorant binding. The record is from RefSeq and is a predicted model, not a curated record. Gene Ontology annotation, biological process: G protein-coupled receptor signaling pathway.